This is a messenger RNA of Gymnodraco acuticeps, 1453 nucleotides long. Its product is annotated as neurexophilin-1-like. Lineage: Eukaryota; Metazoa; Chordata; Actinopteri; Perciformes; Bathydraconidae. The record is from RefSeq and is a predicted model, not a curated record. Bases 63 to 836 code for a protein of 257 amino acids. Gene Ontology annotation, molecular function: signaling receptor binding. The transcript is spliced from 2 exons.
UGUACUCAGCCUGAAGGAAGUCCAGGUGAAUGGAUGGAUCUUAAGACAGGGAUUCAUGCAGUAUGGAGAUGUUCGCCCCACGGUACUUUGUUUGGAUACUUCUGGAAGGAACCUUUGGUUUGUUUGUUCUUGGGCAACAUCAGGAUAAAGUCUCCUUCAGCAAGAGAGCAUCCUCUGAAGACCCUUCUUCACAGAAAGACUCGGCGCUCCAAACUGGACAUUUGAACACCAAACUCCCCCUCACCGGCCCCCAUGCUAAGCAGGGACUUCUGGAAAUACUCGGAGGAAACUCCCAGUCACACUCCAACCCAUCCUUAAAGAUAAAGCUCCGUCCCAUCAUGAAAGUCCAUGGAGCAUCCAAGUUCUCCAGGACGUUCAGCUGGGGGGACUUCUACUCAAACAUUAAAACGGUCAAACUGAAUCUGCUGAUAAUGGGAAAGAUUGUGGAUCACGGGAACGGCUCUCUGGGAGUCUACUUCCGCCACAACUCCACAGGGGUGGGCAACGUGUCCGUCAGCCUCGUGCCCCCAAUGAAGGAGGUAGAGUUUGAUCUGGAGCGCCAGAGUGUGGUCAACCCCAAAGAGUCCAAGACCUUCAACUGCAGGGUGGACUACGAGAAGACGGAGCGCAACAAAAAGGUGAUGCUGUGUAACUACGACCCGUCCAAGACCUGCGCUCAAGAGCAGACGCAGAGCCACGUCACCUGGAUGUGCUCCAAGCCCUUCCAGGUCAUCUGCAUCUACGUCUCUUUCUACAGCACCGACUACAGACUGGUGCAGAAAGUGUGUCCGGACUACAGCUCCCACAACCCAGGAGCCUACCUGCCCACAGGUUAACCAGAGGGCAAAGAGAAUACUUUGGAUGUUUCUUUGGAUGUCCAGUUUCAAUUCUAGUGAAUGCUUGUUUUACCAUUGAUCAGCCUUUAAAGUAUAUGUUUUAGUCCAAUAUCUGCUUGUUCUAGACUACAAGAGUUGUCUUAGACUGUUUUUAUGAAUGCACAGUAUUAGGGGUGGAACAAACAUAUUUUCAUUAUUGAUUGAUGUGGCGAUUGUUUGUUUUUUAAAUUAUACUUUUCAAUGUAUCCUUUAGUUUUUAUGAAAGUUGUGAAUAAUGCUCAUGAAAACCUUAAACAGGCAAUGCAGAUAAUCCUGAGAGGAGAUCAAUCAUAUUUAGUAUUGUAUUCUCUUUAUAUAAAAAUAUUAAUUGAAUAAAGUAAUUACUUUUGCUCUACCCAUACUAAUAUCUGCCGAUACUAGACAAUAGCAAGUUUUGGUUUGUAAGGUGUGAUAUAGUUAAGUUAGUUUGUAAUACUUAAGAAAUAAGACUAUAUAUAUACUCACUGUAUAGUCAGGAUGUCCCAUGCAUUUGCAGCGUUCUUAUUUUGCAUAUCAAUUUACACUUUUGCCAAAUGUUAGACCUCAUGUACACACUAAGGACAUGUAUGUGAAGCAAU